Stylonychia lemnae is the source of this 915-nucleotide messenger RNA. The record is from the annotation of a GenBank genome assembly. NCBI's taxonomy places the organism in Eukaryota, Ciliophora, Spirotrichea, Sporadotrichida, Oxytrichidae.
AUGGAAGCAUUAGUGCAAUAAAACUUGUAAGCUGAUUCCUCAAAUGAGAACUGCAUUACUCUUAAGUACAAGAAUAUGUUUCAGCUUGACUUGAAAUGGUAUUCAAACAUUUUGAAUAAGGCAAUAUCAAUUUUAGGGAUGAUGAAGUUACAGACAGAGAAGUGCUUGCAAUACUGUUCUUUGCUUAUGACUACAUCAAAAAAAUAUUCCAAAGAGAGAAUAUUUUAAUACAGGUAGAUUUUUUCGCUCCCAUCCUAACUUAUCAACAUUUAAUAGAACAAUGAGCAUAAAAAGAAUAUACCACUCGAUGACAUUGCAAUUUAUAAGCAUUCACCACUUGUACUAGUAUUUGCAUCAAAUGAGCUUCCCAAAGAAGUGAAAAAUGGGACCUCCAAGGUGAUAGCCUUUAAUAUUAAUAGGACAGGUUAUUCAAAGAUUGCCUCGCUAGUUGAAAUGCCCUAGGAAUCAGACAUUCCUUAAUAUUCAAAGACUAGACCUGAAAACCCACUAGAUGUGACUACUAAUCCUCAGUCAAAAGUUGGAAACAAUGAGAGUACUAUGAAAAAGAAAAAGAAAUCAAAUAAGGUUGAACAAGAGAUGAUUACUCCUUCACCAGGUUAAGCCGAGUAAAAACAUAAAAGCAAACAUUAGGAAUAGUCCUCUGUGCUAAGAUAAAUUACUAUGAAUGAAGUUAUGUAGAAUAAUACUAAAGAAAGAGCUUGGUCAGUUAUAAAUGGGAUUGUUUAUGAUUUUACAAAAUUCCUAUAUAAUCAUCCAGGAGGAUUUAAUAAUAUAUUCAAAUCUGUUGGUAAAGAGGGUACUUUAGUAUUUCGUAAGAUAAAUCAUCUUUUUCAAACUAUUAGGAGAAGGACAUUCUUAUGUAAGGGAUUCAAGAGCAUUCCUUUAAAGGUAUGA